Messenger RNA from Tripterygium wilfordii, 3796 nucleotides. RefSeq names its product calmodulin-binding transcription activator 2-like. Lineage: Eukaryota; Viridiplantae; Streptophyta; Magnoliopsida; Celastrales; Celastraceae. Gene Ontology annotation, cellular component: nucleus. The transcript has 13 exons. Gene Ontology annotation, biological process: regulation of transcription by RNA polymerase II. The coding region runs from base 234 to 3371 and encodes 1045 amino acids. The record is from RefSeq and is a predicted model, not a curated record. Gene Ontology annotation, molecular function: double-stranded DNA binding; protein binding; transcription coregulator activity.
AAAAAUAGCCCGAGUCCGAACUGUACGAAACCCCCCACUUCACGUUUCAGAUUCUAAGAAGCUGACUUGACUCGAAAAUCGAAGUAACAAAUAAAAAAGCGAGAGAGACCGAAGGAAAAGCAAAAAAUAUCUUUGAGCAGGAGGUCGUUCCUUUUUCUCAACUUAAUCGGAUUGCUGAACUUCCGUGUCUUUGCUUCAGUCAGCCUCUCUGCAUCGGUCAUUGUCUCUUUCUCAUGGCGGAUCGUGGAUCGUACGGAUUGGGUCCUCGAUUAGAUAUACAGGAAUUACAAUUAGAAGCCCAACAUCGAUGGUUGAGACCUGCUGAAAUCUGUGAAAUUCUUCGCAAUUCUCAGAAAUUCCAUAUCUCUUCAGAGCCACCUAACAGACCACCAAGUGGUUCACUUUUUCUUUUCGAUAGGAAGGUGUUAAGAUACUUUAGAAAGGAUUGUCAUAAUUGGAGGAAGAAAAAGGAUGGAAAAACUGUUAAGGAAGCUCAUGAGAAGCUGAAGGUUGGAAGUGUUGAUGUACUUCAUUGCUACUAUGCCCAUGGUGAAGAGAAUGAGAACUUUCAAAGGCGCUGUUACUGGAUGCUUGAGCAGGAGCUAAUGCACAUAGUUUUUGUUCACUACUUGGAAGUUAAGGGUAACAGAGCGCAUGGCAGUCCUUUGAAUUUUAGCUUUCAGCAAAAUCAUAGCAUAGAGCGUUCAGGAAACACGGAUUCAACAAGCCCAACCAGUACUCUAUCAUCACUAGGUGAAGAUGCUGAUUCAGAGGACAUCCACCAAGCAAGUUCCAGACGCCACUCUUCUCCCGAAUCGCUUCAAAUUCAAAUGCAGAAAAGUACAAUGAUGGACACUAUAAAUGCUGGCCUCAAACACUCUUCUUCUAUGCAUCCUAGCUCAGUAGGCCGUGUUGCACCUCAUGUGGAUGGACCUAGAAAUAAUGAUGGUGAUACUCGAAUAAUGGAGUCUCAAAAUUUAGCUUCUUGGGAGGAUAUUUUUGAGCAGUGUACAAAGGGAUCUGAGAAUCUACCUUCUCAUGUAACUGUGUCUUCUAACCAACCUGCUAGCAUGGGAGCCAUGCUUGAAGGAGAGAAUGUGUUCUUAGGAGAGCUUUUAGCAGGGGGAACUGCUGUUAGGUCUAUGCCUAGCGAAUCCAGCUGGCAGAUUCCAUUUGAAAAUGGUUCCGUGCAUUUCUCUGGGCACUCCAUGGACCCACUGUCGAAUUUGGAGCUGGGAUAUGAUUUCGAGACCAGUAUCUUUGAACAAGGACCACAUCUUGCAAAUAUGCAGAAUAUGUUCGAGCCAUUUUAUAAUUGCACCGCUCAGGAGAAUGAGCACGCCCUUCGAAGACAGCUUGUGGAUGCAGGAGCGAUUGCAACAAAAUCAAAUUCCAAGAAUGAUAUGACCCCGGAAGGAAACCUCAACUACACGUUAAUUGUAAAACAAUCAUUGUUAGAUGGAGAAGGCGGCUUGAAAAAGGUUGACAGUUUCUCUCGGUGGGUUGAUAAAGAACUUGUGGAGGUUGAUGAUUUGCAGAUGCAGUCCUCAUCUGGCAUUACAUGGGGCACUGUUGAAUGUGGAGAUGUAGUUGGUGAGUCCUCACUGAGUCCCUCUCUCUCCCAGGACCAGCUUUUCAGCAUUGUUGAUUUUUCACCAAAGUGGACCUAUACAGACUCGGAAUCUGAGGUUCUCAUCACUGGAACAUUUUUGAGGGGUCAAGAGGUGGCAAAAUAUAACUGGUCAUGCAUGUUUGGUGAAGUGGAGGUUCCAGCGGAGGUUCUGGGAGAUGGUAUUCUUUGUUGCCAUGCCCCACCUCAUAAAGAUGGAAGAGUUCCUUUGUAUGUGACCUGUUCCAACAGGUUUGCUUGUAGUGAGGUGCGAGAAUUUGAUUAUUGUUUGGGCUCUGCUAAAGAUGUUGAUGUCAGGGAUAUAUAUGGUGGAAGUACAGAUGAAAUGCUUCUUCACAUGCAACUUGUGAGGUUACUAUCUCAGAGAUCUUCUCCAAAUAAUCUCUUUGAAGAUGUGAAGGAGAAGCAAAACUUAAUUAGAAAAAUUAUGUUGUUAAGGGAUGAAGAGGAAAGUUACCCCAUGGUAGAACAAGUAUCGCAGAAGGAUUCGUAUCAACACAACGUGAAAGAGCAUAUCUUUCAGGGGCGGAUGAAAGAGAAGUUGUACUCGUGGCUCUUCCGUAAAGUAAUUGAAGGUGGUAAAGGGCCUAGUGUAUUAGAUGUUGAUGGACAAGGUGCAUUGCAUUUAGCAGCUGCUCUUGGUUAUGAUUGGGCUAUAAAACCAAUUGUAACUGCUGGAGUUAGUAUCAAUUUCCGUGAUGCAAAUGGAGGGACUGCACUCCAUUGGGCUGCCUUCUGUGGCAGAGAGCAGACAGUUGCUGUCCUUGUUUCUUUGGGUGCGGCACCUGGAGCAUUGACAGAUCCGUCUCCAGAAUUUCCUUUGGGCAGACCACCUGCAGACCUUGCUUCUGACAAUGGACACAAAGGGAUUUCAGGUUUUCUUGCGGAGGUUUCGUUGACCAGCUAUCUUUCAUCCCUUACUAUGAAUGAUCCCAAAGAAGAUGGUGCACAGGAGGUCUCAGGAACAAAAGCUGUGCAAACUGUUGCAGAGCGGACCACCACUCCUGUUAACUACGGUGAUGUCCCAGAUGCACUAUCACUGAAGGAUUCACUUACUGCUGUCUGUAAUGCCACCCAAGCAGCUAAUCGCAUACACCAAGUAUUUAGGUUGCAAUCGUUUCAGCGGAAACAAAUAACUGAGUAUGAGGAUGAUGAAUUUGGCCUGUCAGAGGAGCUUGCUCUUUCAGUUGUAGCUGCAAAGUCACGAAAGCCUGAUGGUAUGGCUCAUUCUGCUGCAAUACGCAUCCAAAAAAAGUUUCGUGGAUGGAAGAAGAGAAAAGAAUUCCUGAUAAUCCGACAAAGAAUUGUAAAAAUUCAGGCCCAUGUGAGGGGACACCAAGUAAGGAAACAAUAUAGAGCAAUUACCUGGUCAGUAGGAAUUCUGGAGAAGGUAAUAUUGCGCUGGAGGAGGAAAGGGAGUGGUUUGCGGGGAUUUCGACGAGAUGCAUUUCCUGAUCCACCUUGCUUGUCCUCAAAAGAGGAUGAUUAUGAUUUUCUCAAGGAAGGAAGAAAACAGACUGAGGAAAGGUUACAAAAAGCACUCACCAGGGUGAAGUCCAUGGUUCAGUAUCCUGAGGGAAGAGCUCAAUACCGCAGGCUGCUAACUGUAGUAGAAGGGUUCCGUGAAUCAAAGGUCUCUGAUACGGUAUUGACGAAUUCUGAAGGGACAGCAGAUGAAGAAGAAUUUACCAAUAUUGAUUCGCUUUUGGACGAUGACAAUUUCAUGGUCUAUAGCAUUUGAAUGAACAACCCCUGUAACAUAACUGAUUUGCUCCAUGUACAUAGGUGGGCGUGGAUCACUUCAUUGCAGAGCAUUAUGAAGAGCCCAACUUCAUUUCGUCUGUAUGUAUGAUAUCUAAUCAAAGCAGCAAAUAUUCCAUGAUAGAAUUGAAGGUUUGCGGGCACAUCAAAUACUAAUGUAAUGGUACACUUUUUUUUAGAAUCUCUACUACUUUAAAUUAUGUUAGUAUUCAGUUUUAGCGCUCGAGUUAUGGGGCUUGUAUAAAAAUUACUUCAAAUGGAAGAAAUGGAAGAAUAGCAGUAAUUAUUGGUAACUUAGAAUUUCUUAGUCAUUGUAUGGGUUCAAAGAUUUGUGUAAUUGUGUACGUGUAUUGAUAAUUUGAUAUUGGGUAGCACUAUUAAAACCCUCCCUAUUUUAAACCCCUA